ACUCAUGUAGGCCGAGAGCCCGAAAGAAAAGAAUGCCUCACCCACCCGUAUUUCGCCCCAAAUCGCUCGAUUUCCUUUUUAGAGCCAGGAUUGAUUGCCCUAAUUCGAAGAAAUAUUUUCCCUUUUUAUUUUAUUUUUUUCCUUUUCUGUUGGCAAAGAUUUUGUUUCCAAUUGAUCGUAUCGCUUAGAGGGAUCUGACUCUCUCUCUCUCUCUAUAUCUUCUGUCUCUCAACGACGAAAUCUCCGGCACAUCAAUUCGGCAAGGGUAGGCCUUGCAAAGAUUGGAGAUUGUGCUUAGCGUGCCUUUUCCAAAUCCUGGGCGCACUUGUUGGCGCUCCUCUUGUAGCACCUGUUUGUGAGUUUGGGCGUUCGCUGUUUUGAUCGACAUGGGAGUUGACUACUACAACAUAUUGAAUGUGAACCGAAACGCCACUGACGAUGAGCUUAAGAAGGCGUACCGCCGCCUGGCGAUGCGGUGGCACCCGGAUAAGAAUCCAAGUAAUAAGAAGGAGGCGGAGGCCAAGUUCAAGCAGAUCUCCGAGGCAUACGAAGUUCUGAGUGAUCCGGAUAUGCGUUCAAUAUAUGAUGAAUAUGGAGAAGAGGGCUUCAAGGGCAUGCCUCCUCCCAGUUCACAAAGUGCUACAUCGAAUAGAGCAAGUGAUCCUAAUGACUUUAAGUUUAAUCCUCGCAAUGCUGAGGAUAUCUUUUCUGAAAUUUUUGGGAGCAGAAAUCCUUUUGGUUCUGAAUCCAUGAACCGUGCAAAAUCCAUGAGAUAUCAAACAGAUGGCAAUGGAACAUUUGGUGGCUUUUACAGUGCAAAUAGUACUUCUAGACCAUAUGCUGAGGGAACUGCUGGUCCUAGCAGUGACCAGCCAAGGAAACCACCAGAUGUAGAGAGCAACCUUCCAUGCACCCUUGAAGAGCUCUACACUGGAUCUAAAAGGAACAUGAAGAUCUCCAGGAAUGUCUUACAAUCUAAUGGACGUACUAUUGUGCAAACAGAGAUCCUAACAAUUGAAAUAAAGCCUGGAUGGAAAAAAGGCACAAGGAUAACUUUUCCCGACAAAGGAAAUGAACAAGCGGACCAACUCCCUGCUGAUCUGGUCUUCAUCAUUGUUGAAAAGCCGCAUGAUGUGUACGAGAGGCACGGCAAUGAUCUCUGCACCCACCAGAAGAUCACUCUGGUUGAUGCACUUGCAGGGACUACAAUAAACAUGAAGACCCUCGAUGGUCGUGAUUUGUCAAUCAAGGUUACUGAUGUAGUGAUCCCUGGCUAUGAACUUGUUGUCGUAAAGGAGGGUAUGCCAAUUGCCAAGGCACGAAACAAGAAAGGUAACUUGAUUAUCAAGUUUGAUGUGAAGUUCCCGUCAAAGUUGAGACCAGAACAGCAAGUUGCUAUCAGACGGGUCCUAGGAGGUCUACAUCAAAUGUGAAGCACCCUGAUACAAGACUGAAAUUUAUUUUCAUCCACCUUGCUUCUUUUUACUAAUAAUUUUCCUGCUUUGUUCAUGGAGUUUGAUCUUACAUUAUGGUUUAGAUAUCAAUCCUUUAUGCUUCUGAUCUACAGCAUGGCCAUAUUCUACAUUGUUCUUUUUUGUCAUUGUUUUGGCUAACCAUUGAAGAACCAUUUUAGGUUGCAUAGAGUGGUAAAUUGUUUGCUGAUGCCUAUGGUGGAUGUUGUC
This is a messenger RNA of Zingiber officinale, 1682 nucleotides long. Its product is annotated as dnaJ homolog subfamily B member 1-like. Bases 387 to 1433 code for a protein of 348 amino acids. The transcript is spliced from 3 exons. Gene Ontology annotation, molecular function: protein-folding chaperone binding. The record is from RefSeq and is a predicted model, not a curated record. Gene Ontology annotation, cellular component: cytosol. Lineage: Eukaryota; Viridiplantae; Streptophyta; Magnoliopsida; Zingiberales; Zingiberaceae.